Molecule: messenger RNA, 917 nt
Organism: Jatropha curcas
Lineage: Eukaryota; Viridiplantae; Streptophyta; Magnoliopsida; Malpighiales; Euphorbiaceae
Source: RefSeq, a predicted model, not a curated record
GCAUAUAGACUGGUUUUUUACAAUACCAACAGGGAAAAUAAAUAUCAGUUUUCAGUUAUCCAGAAUCCGAAACUAACACCAUGGCUACUUGAUAAAAGUCAUCCUUCCCUAAUUUUCUACAGACUUCAAAUUCUAGUCUUAGUAGAGGCUAGAACACCAAUCAAGAACAGCAAUGGAAGGUGGUGAAGCCACAGAAUCCUUGAAUGAUUGGGAGCAAGUCCAACCGGAAAUUAUUCUUCAAGAUGAUCUCUCUGUUUUCCCUCCAAGCUAUCACGAAGGCCUACAAAUCUCACCACCGCAACCACCACCACUACCACCAUCACCACCAGAUUCUCAGCCUCCAAUCCAACCGAGUUCAGUUGUUGUGUGUAGUGCGGAAGGUGAAGAAGUAUUCUCGCCGUCGCCGGACUCAAAAGCAAAAGUGGGAAAUGAGAUUGGCAAGUGUUUGAGGUGGCGAUUUGAGAUUUUGAGGUCUGGGAUUGUUUGGAUUGCAAGUAGAGCUCGCGGUGGAAGUGGUUUUUGGUCAUUGGCUUCGGUGAGUGCAGUAUUUGCGACCGCGGUGUUGCUGUAUUUGAAGCUGCAGAAGUGGCGUCAAUGGGUCCGUGAAGAGAGCGAGAAUCGUCUGAUCCAUCUUAUCAAAGAGAAAGACCAGAAGAUUAGCCAGCUCUUGCUUCAGAUUGCCCAGAUGAAUGAAAUGUUAUCUGCCCGUCGGAAGGUUCCAGUUGUCCGAGUUGGUUGAUUGACAAGGAACUUUGUCCCUCUACAAUUGCUACUAGAAAAUUAUGGAUAUUUUCCUUUUCCAUUUAGAGAUGUAUAUGUGUGUGUGUGUGUGUAUAUUCACAUUCAAUAUAUGUUGGUGACUGCACCAGUUUCCAAAAUUUUUUCUAGAGUUGAUUUAUAUUCAAUCUUGUUUUUCA